Arabis nemorensis is the source of this 291-nucleotide messenger RNA. NCBI's taxonomy places the organism in Eukaryota, Viridiplantae, Streptophyta, Magnoliopsida, Brassicales, Brassicaceae. The record is from the annotation of a GenBank genome assembly.
AUGGCCGGGGUCACCGUAGCCGAGGGGAUCGGAGCUGCGACAGUUGGAUUUGUCGGAGCUGCAACAGGCGGAAAUUGUAUCAGAGACGGGUUUCAAGAGGGGAGACGAGAGGAGUUUUCAGGCGGACGAGUCUGGGUUCGAUGUGGGAGGUUAUCUUUCUUGGCCAUGACGGUUACACGGCGGCGGAGGCCAGGGACACACGCCGGUGUUUGGGAUUUAGGGAAGAUGCGUUUUUGUCGGCAAGAGAGAGAAAUGCGUUUUUGUUCUGUUUCUUUGUCUACUAAUCAAUAG